Messenger RNA from Pelagomonas calceolata, 513 nucleotides. The record is from the annotation of a GenBank genome assembly. NCBI's taxonomy places the organism in Eukaryota, Pelagophyceae, Pelagomonadales, Pelagomonadaceae.
UUGCUUUGCUUAGAGCUAGGCCGCCUAGCCACGGAGCUGCGUGACCGGGCGCGUUCGCACAAACACAACGUCUCAGGCGGCGACGAACGGGUCGUCGCGCGUGCCCCGGCCCGCCCACGCCGCCGCCUCGAGGUGGCGCUCGUUGUACGUGCGCGGCGUGGCGACCUGUCGAACGCUGCGGCGCGGCUCGCCCUCGCGCUUGACCUUGACGCGUUUCGUGGGAGGUGGUGUCGCGGGCCCCCGACGCGCCGGCGUCCGCCGCGCCGGCUUUUUGGCGCGCCGCGCGUCGGCCGCCGCGGCGCUCGCGACGGCGCGCUCCGCGUCCUCGGCCGAGCGGAAAUCCGCCUCGGCGCCGUCGGCGCGCAGUUUCUCGACGAUGUUUGCGAUUUUGCGCUCGUCCUCGGGAUGGCUGCCAGCGGCGCCCAUGCUGCUCGGCGCUAUUGCAGCUGGAGUCCAGUGAUCGAUGGCACGACGAAACGCGCUGUAGCGGCAGCUCUACAGCCGGCAGCACUG